CCUUCCGUGGACACGCGGCGCCAAUCGAGGACGGGUGGAGGAUAUUUGUGGUCCGUCCCUACGGAAUUUUCCUCCCCCUGGAGUGUCGACGGCUCCGCGCCGUCCUCGCCCUGCUCCGCCGCCGCUUCCCAACCUCAUCGCCGCCCUUCCGCGCCUCAAUCCGAUUCAAGGCGCUAUUUCGGUAUUUCCACCAGCUGCUCCUCCUUUUCUUCCUCUCUUCGGCGCCUUCGCCGGCCACAGCGCCCCCACCUGGACGGGCGUGGAGCAGGGAUCCAACCCCUGCCUGCGUUGAUCCAAUCUCGUGCAGUGCUGAGUGAGAGGAUAAGUUAAGAAUGGCUGCGCGGAGCACUUCCAUGGCCUCCGAGGAUGAUUAUGAGACUGAACAAAAGAAGCAAGCUGCUGCAGAUGUUCUUUUCCACUAUUCACAGUUUGUUAUGGUCUGCAUUGGUGAGGACGUUCGCCCUACUGAUCUCAGGUUGCAUCUUAUGAAGGAAGUUUCAGGAAUGCCCACUUCCUUGAAGAAGGAGCCUCAACAGCCUGCUGCCUCACCUGAUUCCAGCGGUGAACCAUCGUCCUCUGGAACAAUGAAAACUGAAAUCUCCUAAGCUUCUUAAAUUAUCCAGUUCUGAUCUCCUGCUGUUUCUUUGCACGGAGAAGAAAAUGAUGUUCAGAUGAUGAGGCCUACUUGUAUCAUAAGAAUGUAAAUAUGUUAGUAUCACAUCGUUGCCUAGAAUUUGUUCUUGUGACAAUGCAGAUGGAACAUUGGUCUUCCUGAUGCCCUGCUGUUCUGCUGCUCUAUCUUCUGUCGUGUUACAACAGUCUGCUAGGUGAUGUUUGUGAUGACUGGAACCAACUACACAUACCCGGACCACUUUGGGCAGUGGGUUGGGGUUGCAUGGGACCAGACUUGGUGCGACAGGAACCUUUCUCUCCAAAUUUCAUUUCACAAUUGUAAAACCUUUGAUGAGUAUCAUCGACUUGAA
Panicum virgatum (switchgrass) is the source of this 983-nucleotide messenger RNA. RefSeq lists its product as uncharacterized. The coding region runs from base 333 to 605 and encodes 90 amino acids. Lineage: Eukaryota; Viridiplantae; Streptophyta; Magnoliopsida; Poales; Poaceae. The transcript has 4 exons. The record is from RefSeq and is a predicted model, not a curated record.